Messenger RNA from Salvia hispanica, 805 nucleotides. RefSeq lists its product as uncharacterized. The record is from RefSeq and is a predicted model, not a curated record. Lineage: Eukaryota; Viridiplantae; Streptophyta; Magnoliopsida; Lamiales; Lamiaceae.
UCACCAUUUUUAUUAAGCUUUACAUUUAUUUUCAGGCCCUUUCUCUGCAUUUCUCCCUGCAUACAAUCACUUUCUCUCUCUUAGGGUUUAGCAUUCAUGGCGCAGGAGGCACAAGCAGUUUCCGGAGCAGAGAACGGUGCCAAGGCCUCUCCGGUGGUGUUUACGGCGGCGAAACCGUGGCUGGUGGUGGAGGCUCCGAAGGCAAACGACGCCGUGCAGUUCUACAAGGCGGCGUUCGGAGCUGAGGAGUUAAGCCGUGUGAAUGAUCCGAAGAGGAAGGCGGAGCUGGAGCUUCCUCUCAUUCGCUCUGCUGAGCUGAAGAUCGGAUCCUCUGUUUUCGUUGUUUCCGACCUUACCGACGACUCUUCCUCUCCCGUGAAGUCUGCUGUGAGCGGUCUCGUUUUCUGCUUGGAGACCGAAUCCGUGGAAGCUGCCGUGGCAAAGGCGGUGGCCGCCGGUGCUGUUUCCGAAGACGAAUUGACCGAGGGUGAAGGUGCUUGCUGCGGCGGGGUGGUGGGCAAGGUGAAGGACCCAUAUGGCAAUCUCUGGCUAAUCUGCUCGCCUGCAAAGAAAUGCGGCGACGUGGCUGCUUAGAUGCCGUCCACGCUUUCUGAUCUGAGCCGUCCCUCCUUCCACGUGUCCACUUUGGCGAGAUGGGGCGCUCUUUAACUUGUUUAUCAUUUUCUAUUUGAAUUCCUAGUUGACUCAAUUUCACUCGCUUUUUGGUACGAAGAGUGAUGAGGUGUUGCUUGAUGAACAGUAUUUUCGAAGCAUUAGUUGUUUAUCAUCAUAUAUUUAGCACUCA